Molecule: messenger RNA, 2695 nt
Organism: Myotis daubentonii (Daubenton's bat)
Lineage: Eukaryota; Metazoa; Chordata; Mammalia; Chiroptera; Vespertilionidae
Gene: MAP1LC3B
Product: microtubule associated protein 1 light chain 3 beta
Source: RefSeq, a predicted model, not a curated record
GGUGCGCCGGUCACUUGACGCGGCUGCGGGCUGAAGAGACACAAGGGAAGUCGCGGUCGACGCCGUCGGGACCUCCGCCACCUAAAGCUGCGGGACCCUCUUCCUCGCCGCCUGCUCCCAGCCUCGCGCGCCAUGCCGUCGGAGAAGACCUUCAAGCAGCGCCGCACCUUCGAACAAAGAGUAGAAGAUGUCCGGCUUAUCCGAGAGCAACAUCCGACCAAAAUCCCGGUGAUAAUAGAACGAUACAAGGGUGAGAAGCAGCUUCCUGUCCUGGAUAAAACCAAGUUUCUUGUACCUGAUCAUGUCAACAUGAGUGAACUCAUCAAGAUAAUUAGAAGGCGCUUACAGCUCAACGCUAAUCAAGCCUUCUUCCUGUUGGUGAAUGGGCACAGCAUGGUGAGUGUGUCCACACCGAUAUCGGAAGUGUAUGAAAGUGAGAAGGAUGAAGAUGGAUUCCUGUAUAUGGUAUACGCCUCUCAGGAGACAUUUGGAAUGAAAUUGUCACUGUAAGACUAGAAAAAUGCAUCUGUUCUAGAAUUUUUUAAACCCUUACCAACGGGGAAAAAAGGAGUGUUACCAACUGAGAUUGGAUCUGUUCACCUAAAUCACAGAUCAUCAAAAUAGUAGUGUCUGGCCUAGGAGUUUUAGAAAGUUGUUUUUGUACUUUAAGCAGAAAAACUGAGCUCCAAGUGAGCACAUUCAGCUUUGGAAAACUAUAUUAUUUAACCUAGGCUGUCUUGUUUCAAAGUUUAAAAAUAAAAUACUUUGCAUUCUAACUUACCAAUAAGAUAGAUCUUCAAGUUAUUUUAAUGUUCUUUCCCCAAAAGGAACUUGCAUUUUGAGCAUUCAGAGACAGUAAGUCAGAACCUGCCAACUCCAACUAGAGAAAUCUCAAGCAUAGCCCCCCAAACACAUUUGCCAUAAUACAGGCUAAAUGGAGGUGUAUAAGAAAAUGGUGAACUGCUGUUAAAGGUUCCUGAUUCCUAUCAAGUAUAUCCAAGGCAACGCUCUUGCAGUGUUAGGAAGUUCUUGUUUGUUCUCCAGACAGUAACAUACAUGAUGACACCACUGCUCAGGGGGAACCUUGAAUAAUUUAUUUUGGUCAAGUUUCUCAAAAGGCCCAGAGGAAAAAAGUGACAUUUCUUCUGUUUUGGAUAUUCUCUGAUCACAGAGCUCAAAAUAGUGCCUGCUUUGGUAAAUAAACAAGCACUUGUAUCAGUUUCAUUCUUUAGGACAGUGGUAGAAACUACAGAAUCCUGCAGAUGAUCCAUGUUUUAUGUUAAGUGUGUGACUAAAAUAUGUUGUUAAAAAGUUACCACAUUUUUUAAAGAGUAUUUCAGUCAUCACUGUUAGGUCAAACCACCAUUUGAAAUUCCCCCACUCUAAGCGCAUGUCAGUUGUGAAGAAAGCUGUAAGAGGAGAUAUAUUCUCUUCACAGAUAUUAAUGUCAAAAAGUUAAACAUUUCCCAAGUCCAAUCAGAAUAACCAAUACUUCCUACUACCUGCAUGAUUAUUUACUAUUUUCAUGGAAAUAUCACAAAAAGAUCACAGACCACUUUAUAUGUAGCAGGUCAUGAUUUGCCUUUGUGUAUUUAGAUGUGUAUGGAAUACUUGUAUCAGUUAGUGGGAAUUAUUUACUAUAAUGUUGGGAUUAGGCAAUAUUACUGCGUAUGGGCUCUCACCCCCCCCAACCUCCUAUCACCUACCCCUACUGCUGCAUGCGUCUGUCUACAUGGCUAACUUUUAAUAUGUAUAUUUUUACAUUAUGUACAUUCUUAAUCGGCCUGUCUUGUUUAGAUUGUAUGUCACUAUAUCUGACAUUCUUGUAACUACUGUGUGAUCGGUAAGAUUCCUAUAAGAAAUUCUGCUUUUUAAAAAACAAUACCAUGCUGAGAGGGGUGACAUAUCCCACGUUAGUGGGUAGUCACUCUGUAUUUAUAGGAUCUUUAAAACAAGUACAUUUUUAAAUGAACUAAGGUGAAUAAAAGGCACAACUAAAAACUGUCAUUAAAGCUCAAUUUAAUGGAUCAGUGUUUGAGACCUGCAGUCCUGCAUACUGUCUGUACUAGCCAAAGCCAAACAAUACCCUUCCUAACAAGCAGCAUCCAGGCUGGUUUUGCUGUGCUGGGGGAGCAGGUGGGGAGAGUGACACCUCUGAAGGCCUCCUGUCAGGGGCAUCAUCUUCACUGUGGUCAAGGCUCUGCCGCCUGGUCUUGUCCUUACAAAACUGUACUGAGAACUUACAUGCCACAGAGGAGGAUGGAUGGGUGUGGGAUGUAGGUUUUCUGUGGGAAUACACACUUGAAGACAUAUUGCUCUGAAUGAACAAAGUAAAAUAAACACAAAGGUAUAGAGUGUGUACUAGUAUGUGCAGUUAGGAAGGCAGGACUCAUGGUACCUUAGUUUACUAGGGAGCCGCAUCAGGUAAAGAUAUAAUGCAAACAACCAGGCAGGUAGUGGCCAGUGUUACUGAUUUGGAAAACUCUGGACCUGGACCCAGUUCAAGUUCAAGUAGGCCCUGCAGUGUUUGUAGAAGAAAAUACUCUGCUUCCCUGAGUUUCUUGUUCAGCAGAUGUGUACAUGUCCCGCAUCUCCAGAGGGAGAGCAAGUGCUCCAUUUUGGGCUGCCAGCUGUGUCUCAUGUUACUUACCUAACAGUAGCCUGAAAAAACCAAGAGGCCUUACGGACCUUUAUG